UGGGAAGGGCAGAAGGCGGUUUUUGCCAUCCUCCCAAGAGGCGGGACGACAGAGACCGGACCCUCAUUGGCUCUUCCUUCCGCCUCUCUUCCCUUUUCCCUGGCGUUGAUUGAGUCGCCCGUCCGUCGACCUCCUGUUUUUCCUCCCGUCCAUUGGCUCGUCGCUUGAAAGGAGGCGGGGCGGGGCGAGGAGGCUGCGCGCGGGGACGCGGCGGCGGGGAGGGAUACAUCUUGAAAUUAUUUUUUAUUUCUUUGUUUCCUAAGCGGGGGGCACAAAAAAAGCCGAGGGAGGGCGAGGAAAAAAAAAAAAAACCCGAAAGAGCCAAACGCGCCAUUCUACCCCCACCGCCACCCCUUCGCAACAAGAAAAAAAGCGCCUCGCCUUUCUCCGCGCGGGCAGCCCGGACGCGCUCGGAUGUUGUCGCUGUGACCCGGGCGGGGCAGGAGCCGAGAAGGCGGCCGGGCCGAGGCAAGCCGAGUGUGGAAGGAUGAAGCGCCGGAGCGCCGACUGCAGCAAACUCCGGCGGCCGCUGAAGCGGAACCGCAUCACCGAAGGCAUCUACGGCAGGUUCUUCUUUUUGACUCCUUCAGCUAUCCUGACUAAUGUUAUACCACAUUUCAAUAGUACCUUUCUGUACCUGAAAUUUCUUGUAGUCUGGGCCCUUGUCCUGCUGGCUGAUUUUGUGUUGGAGUUCAGAUUUGAAUAUCUUUGGCCAUUCUGGCUGUUCAUCAGGAGUGUUUAUGAUUCCUUCAGAUACCAGGGACUGGCCUUUUCAGUAUUUUUUGUUUGUGUAGCAUUCACGUCCAAUAUUAUAUGCCUGCUCUUCAUACCAAUACAGUGGCUGUUUUUUGCUGCCAGCACAUAUGUUUGGGUACAGUAUGUCUGGCACACAGAGAGGGGAGUGUGCUUACCAACAGUGUCGCUCUGGAUACUGUUUGUUUAUAUUGAAGCAGCAAUUAGAUUUAAAGAUCUCAAAAACUUUCAUGUAGACCUCUGUCGACCUUUUGCUGCGCACUGUAUUGGCUAUCCUGUUGUGACUUUGGGUUUUGGCUUCAAAAGUUAUGUCAGCUAUAAAAUGCGAUUAAGAAAACAAAAGGAGGUACAGAAAGAGAAUGAAUUUUACAUGCAACUUCUUCAGCAAGCUUUACCCCCAGAACAGCAGAUGCUACAAAGACAAGAGAAAGAAGCAGAGGAAGCAGCCAAAGGACUGUCAGAUAUGGAUUCCUCAAUACUUUUGCAGCACAAUGGGGGUAUUCCAGCCAAUAAAAAAUUAUCUACAAUGUUACCGGAACUGGAAUACAGAGAAAAGGGGAAAGAAAAAGACAAAGAUGCCAAAAAGCAUAACCUUGGAAUAAAUAACAAUAUUUUGCAACCUGUAGACUCUAAAAUACAGGAAAUUGAAUACAUGGAGAACCAUAUCAAUAGCAAAAGAUUAAAUAAUGAUCUUGUGGGAAGUACAGAAAACCUCUUAAAAGAGGACUCAUGCACUGCCUCUUCCAAAAACUACAAAAAUGCCAGCGGCGUUGUGAACUCCUCACCUCGCAGCCACAGUGCAACUAAUGGGAGCAUCCCUUCCUCAUCUGCUAAGAAUGAAAAAAAACAGAAGUGUGCUAGCAAGAGCCCGAGCACACACAAAGACUUAAUGGAAAACUGUAUUCCCAAUAACCAGCUAAGCAAACCCGAUGCACUGGUAAGGUUGGAGCAAGAUAUUAAGAAGUUAAAGGCUGACCUUCAGGCAAGCAGGCAAAUUGAACAAGAGCUGCGUAGUCAGAUUGGUUCUCUGACCAGCACAGAGCGGGGGAUUCGGUCUGAAAUUGGACAGCUCCGACAAGAAAACGAGCUGCUGCAGAAUAAACUGCAUAAUGCAGUACAGAUGAAACAAAAAGACAAGCAGACCAUUGGCCAGUUGGAGAAAAAGCUGAAAGCAGAGCAAGAGGCACGGACCUUUGUAGAAAAACAGCUGAUGGAAGAAAAAAAAAGGAAGAAGUUAGAAGAAGCAACGGCCGCACGGGCUGUUGCUUUUGCGGCUGCUACCAGAGGAGAAUGCACUGAAACGCUGCGAAAUCGCAUCAGAGACCUGGAGACAGAGUGCAAGAAGUUAACAAUUGACAUCAAGCUGAAAGAAGAUCAGAUACGAGAUCUAGAAAUGAAAGUUCAGGAACUGCGGAAAUACAAAGAGAAUGAAAAGGAUACAGAGGUGUUAAUGUCAGCACUUUCAGCCAUGCAGGAUAAAACACAGCACUUAGAAAACAGCUUGAGCGCAGAGACAAGGAUCAAGUUGGACCUCUUCUCUGCAUUAGGAGAUGCAAAAAGGCAACUUGAGAUUGCCCAAGGGCAAAUCAUUCAAAAAGAUCAGGAAAUCAAGGACCUAAAACAGAAGAUAGCAGAAGUUAUGGCAGUAAUGCCCAGCAUAACGUACACUCCGGCCACCAGCACGCUGAGCCCUGUUUCCCCCCAUUAUUCUUCCAAAUUCGUGGAGACCAGCCCUUCUGGACUUGACCCCAAUGCCUCAGUUUAUCAGCCCCUGAAGAAGUAAAUGCCAGUGUCCAGUUUGUCAUGCAGAAGGCAUCACACAGAAAAAUCUCUUGCAGUCAAGAUGGAAUUUGUAUUGUGUGAGACUGUACGGAUAUAUUGUUUAAGAAAAAUAAAUAAAAAGAAGGAAGUGGGGGGAGAGAACCCCAACAUCAAGGUUUGGCUAGAACUGCCCAUCAGUUUUUCUUCUAAAUUUUUAGAAAACCUCACAGAACUUUACAAUUUUUUUCUUGGCCAAUGCAUUAAGGGGAAAAAAAAUCACAAAUCUUAGUUUUCUUGUAGCAAAUUCUGCCUCUUAAAUCAAAAAUACUGUUGCAAGGUUUCCUCUUGAAAAGACAAAUAUAUAACUUGGAGCUUUGCUUGAUUCUUAAACCCUUUCUUUCAUAUUUCUUUACACAUAAUGAAGCCAAAAUGGCAAAUUGAGAGUUGUGAGGAAUGAUGAUGGAAAUUCUUUUGUGUGUGCGCACGCACAUGCGCAAGUACGUCUGUGUGUGUGUGUGUGUGUGUGUGUGUGUCAGAGAGAGAGAGCGGUUAAAUAAUCAAACAAAGUUUUGAUGCAUCAAGGUAUUAUUCCGGGGGUGGGGGCAGAAAAGGGUAUGUACAAGACUAAUUUGCUUACCCCUCUAAGGACCAAACAUAUUUAAGGGGGCAUCAGUUUUAAGAGAAGGAAGAAGUAAAGCAGAAUGGAGAAACAAAAACAUAAUGUUGGUUGCGUGAAGUGUUUAGAUUCCCAUUGGUGUGUGUUAGUCAUUUUGAAAAUUGCUACCAGUCUUGUUCAACAGUGCCUUGGGAAAAGACAUUUCAAGAGGAAACUUGGUAGUUCAAACAGUUUUCUCCUACCCUCCCAUCCCCCCUUGCUGUCAUCUAGCUUAAAACACCCAGGUUCGUUUUACAGAGUCUACUGCCGAAUUGGAUGCUGCCCAUUGCAACCCCAAGGUCACACCUCUGUGUUAUUGUGGUCUUUUUGGUAAAAAUCAAAAGUGUUCUGUAACUUGACUUGAUUUUAGGAUGUGCUGUAGAGGUCUCAGUAGUAACAGGGAGCAUUCUGGGGAAGGCGGAGUUGUGCAAUGUACUGUAUACAAGACACUGUCAGACUAGCUCAUAAAAGCUGCAGUUCUGGUUCGUACUUUUAAAAAAAAGUCAACUGCAAUUUCGCUUUACAUCAUCUUGUGUUUUGACAACUUAAUUUCAAUGGGGCUGACUAAAUCUCAGCAGUUGUGCCAAGGAUUUUUUUAAAGAGUUUUUAAAUAGAAACUCAUUAAGAUUGCACAAAGAUUUAAGUUGAAAUGUAUAUUGUACAUUGGUAGGAAAGUGUGUUGCACUGGCGACUUUUGAAGUGUUUAAGGUUUGGGCAUGGGUGGGAGGGUGCCAAUGGGAACAGGGAUACAAAACCGUAUUAGUAACUAGCAAAAUUAUAAAAUCAAACCAUUUAUGAUUUUGCAAAAACAUGCAGUGGACUCUGGAAGGACAAAGUUCUUCUUAAAAAACAUUUUUUUAAGGUUUCGUAUGAAUUGGCAGAUAUGCCUUGUUUAAAAAAAUUAAGUAGGACAAACAAGUCAAAAAAUAGGAGUAUUAAAGAUCCAUCAUUUUAAUCAGAGAUUCUUUUGAGAUAAAACUUCUAGCUUUAGCCAGGUGUGCAUGUUGCUGUCAUUUUGCAUUUUUGAAUCAUCUUGUAUAAUUGUCACCAUGGAAGUGUUACUCAGAAAUGUCAUAGGUUUUCAUCUUUGUGCAGAACAUGGAAUAUUGUCACUGACUUUGUGUUGAGGUUCCUCCCCCCCUUUUUUCUCCUUUUUUUUUCCUCCCCCCCCCUCCUUUUUGGGCUGCCUUUUGGGCACUACUUUUGUUGAAAUACUCAGUCUUGGCUGCAUUCUUUUUUUUUUCUGUGGGGUUUACAAAAAUAAACAUUUUCUUGCAGAUAGCUUUUUGCCAGUGGCUCAGAUUAUUGUGGUUCAUGUACAGAGGAUUUUUUAAAAAACAAAAACACCAACUUCUGUUUAUCUGCCAUUCAAGUAACAAAUAAGUUACACAGUUUAACUUUCUAACCUAUCAUUUGAGUUUUGCUGCUAAAUACAGCUUUGCAAAUGCAA
This is a messenger RNA of Eublepharis macularius, 4619 nucleotides long. RefSeq names its product macoilin 1 (gene MACO1). The record is from RefSeq and is a predicted model, not a curated record. Bases 488 to 2536 code for a protein of 682 amino acids. The transcript is spliced from 12 exons. Gene Ontology annotation, cellular component: rough endoplasmic reticulum membrane. Gene Ontology annotation, biological process: neuronal signal transduction. Lineage: Eukaryota; Metazoa; Chordata; Lepidosauria; Squamata; Eublepharidae.